CGCCCCCGCAGAGGCAGGAAUGACAGCGUCUCUUUCCGGUUCCGGCAGUGCCCGGAGCCGGGUCGAGAUGGAGGAAGAUGCGACCCGAGGCCCGGAGUCGCCGGGAACAGAGGCUAGCGUGGGGGCUGCAGCCUAGAGAUCCGAACUUGGAGUUCGCCCCAGACGCGGCGGAACCGCCCUGAUUUGAGAAGCCCCCAGGUCUGCAGGCACGAUGGAGGACAAACGCAACAUCCAGAUCAUCGAGUGGGAGCACCUGGACAAGAAGAAGUUCUAUGUGUUUGGCGUGGCGAUGACAAUGAUGAUCCGCGUCAGCGUCUACCCAUUCACCCUCAUCCGCACUCGGUUGCAGGUUCAGAAGGGCAAGAGCCUCUACCAUGGGACCUUUGAUGCCUUCAUCAAGAUUCUGCGAGCAGACGGGGUAACCGGCCUCUACCGGGGGUUCCUGGUCAACACCUUCACCCUCAUCUCUGGCCAAUGCUACGUCACCACCUAUGAGCUCACCCGGAAGUUUGUAGCUGACUAUAGCCAGAGCAACACAGUCAAAUCGCUGGUGGCUGGUGGCUCGGCCUCUCUCGUGGCUCAGAGCAUCACAGUGCCCAUCGAUGUGGUCUCCCAGCACCUGAUGAUGCAGCGAAAGGGUGACAAAAUGGGUCGUUUCCAAGUGCGUGGGAACACAGAGGGACGUGGGGUAAUUGCCUUUGGCCAAACCAAGGAUAUCAUCAGGCAGAUCCUGCAGGCUGAUGGGCUUCGAGGCUUCUAUAGAGGUUACGUGGCUUCCCUGCUUACGUACAUCCCAAACAGUGCUGUCUGGUGGCCCUUCUAUCACUUCUACGCAGAACAGCUCUCCCACCUCUGUCCUAAGGAGUGUCCUCACAUUGUCUUUCAAGCCAUCUCCGGGCCCUUGGCCGCAGCCACUGCUUCCAUCCUCACCAAUCCCAUGGAUGUGAUCCGAACCCGAGUGCAGGUUGAAGGCAAGAACUCCAUCAUCCUGACUUUCAGACAGCUGAUGGCAGAAGAGGGUCCUUGGGGCCUCAUGAAGGGCCUGUCAGCCAGAAUCAUCUCAGCGACGCCCUCCACCAUUGUCAUUGUGGUGGGCUACGAGAGCCUCAAGAAACUCAGCCUUCGACCUGAGCUGGUGGACUCAAGGCACUGGUAACAAUGAUAGGGAGAAGCCUGCUGCUUCCCAACACUACCUGGGUCAGGGGUGGAGUGGGGAGGAGAGAAUCCUCUCCAAGUGCCCCCACCACUGACCUAGCCCUGUCCGGGGCAGGUGGCCUGUCUGGGACCGGGACAGAGACUUUGAACUGCUCUUAUGGAAGAGGUUCCAUACCUGGAUUCCCUGCCUUCAUUAUUUUUAAUUCUCUUGCCAAACUGGGCUCCCUCACUUAGUCCUGCCCUAAGGAAACCCACCCUCACCCCAGUCCCACUCCACCUGCCCUCUUCACACUUCUGGCUUCUGCCCCCACCUGUAUCCCUCAGAUCCUGAAAAGAGCUGUAUAUAGAGCUUGCUGACUACUGCUAGUUUUUCCUCUGGGGCUCCCAGCCUACUUUCCAAGCAGCCCACCCUGCUUCGUCUCUUAGGCUUGCUCAUUUUUAUUUUGGGACUGAAAUGCCCAUCAGACUACUAUGCUUGUCCCUGCCACUGGAGGCAAGGUGCCAGACACUUUUGCAUAGGGAAUAAGAGAAGCAUAAACUUCUGGUUCUCUGGAACACUAGUCUUCCUUUGGAGAGUUACUAGGUUGGGGAGAAAUGUGGGUACUUUAUUUUGUGGAUUUUUUUAACACAUGUGAAUUAGGCUACUUGUCUUACUCCUGCUAAAACGCCAGUCCUGCAGUCAGAGCCCACCUGUCCCCCGUACAUGUGGAAAACUGUAAUAUAGCUCUUCCCUCAAUCCCUCUUCCCCGUCCCUUCCAUUUUCCCUUUAGCCCCGGCAACCCCAGGACAAUAUAAGCUGUUAGUUUCCCCUGGCCCAGGUGAUAAGAGUGGUAGGCACAGGCUGGCAGCACACUGGACAUGGAGCACAGCCCUGAAAAGUCAGGUCAAGGGUAGUUGGAUUGGAAAAUGCCAAGAGAAUAUGUGCAACUCCCCAGGCCACAGCCUAGUAGGCGAGGGCGUGGAGGUUCUCGGCCCAGCCACUUGACAUACACAAUCACUUGGACUCCUGGAAACAUGUUGUUUCACAAUGGGAAUCCCUGAAAUGUGGAACUGUCUGUGUUUUUCUUCUCCCCACUGUGAAGAGCCAUCCCAGUCACAGUACCCUCUGGAGGGAUGCUGGAAGAAUAAAGAGCAGAUUGGGAAGUCACCCAAGACCAAGACCACUGCAUUUACCAGCCUGAUACUGCCGAGAUUAUCUGUCAAAGCUCUCAGGAUUGAGAUGAUAAGAGCUCCUUCUUCCCAUUCUCAUCCUCCCUGCUACUCCCCACCUCCUCCUCCAAGUGUGGGUCACAGGAGAGAGGUGCAGUAAAUGGAAUGAGAAGGGGCAUGUCAAACUCUGCAUUUCUACUUGAGACAUUUGGCCUAGAUGAGCCUUCAAACUUUAUUGGUCCCACCCCUGGGAAAGGCCAUGGUGCCAAUUUGAAAGGUGCUAGCUACCUGAUGCCUUGAUGUUUCUUAAGGCGACCCCAAUUCUGUCACCUGCCAGAUCAGAAGCUGAAACACAUGUUACUCUACCUUCACCACCCCGCUGCCUGUCUUGGUCCCUUAUCUUUGAGGAGUAUUUUCCCUUUAAUUUAUCUUGAUUUUUAAAUUCUAUUUGUCCCUUGCAUUUUAAGAGCCCUCCAAUUUCUAUUCACAAAUGAUCAUCCAAAGUUUGGACCCUUGGACCAUUCUGAAUCUUCCCUGCCCCUCAGUCAUCCCUUAACCCUAAGAAUCACGAUAUAAUGGAAGCCAGGGGUCCCUCCUUCCUUGUUAAGCUUAUCUAAUGAGACUUUGGAGAACGAUUUCUUCAGCUCCAUACUUUCCCUUCCUAGAAGCGUGUCUAGUCCUUCCUCAUAGUGGCGAAGAGGGUGAAGUGUCAGACCAGGAGCUAGUCCCCACCUCUCAUGUGUUAGGGUUUUCUUCCCUUCCAGACUCCUUUCCUUCUGUUUUAUUUUCUUGUACAGUAUUAAAUAGCCUCUCCCCUACCCCCUAUACACAGUUUUAAAGGACGAUGUGUAAAUAAUGAAAGGGACUCCUGACCCUUCCUUCCUAUCUAAUAGUUUAGGGAGUCGGCUUGGGUUUGAUUAAAGUGUCUUGGCAGGGUUGGGGCAGUGGGCUUCCUUCUUCCCAGGACCUCAGAUUGGACAGCUGGGAAUUUGCGAUGUAUUGGCUCCAAGCCACAACAGGAAGAAACUUCUGGGAAGCCGGGCAGCCAGGGAAACCUGGAAUUGUAGAGGGACAGGGGAAUGAAAAUGCAGCUGUAGUAAACAUUUGAUAAAGUGGACUCUUGUGAAAAUUAACAGCAAACAUUCACUACUGCACUGUAAGAAGUCUUUGAAAUGUAAUUAAAAAUUUUUAUUGAGCCCUAAGCUUUGGCCUGCGCUCUUUUCGC
Molecule: messenger RNA, 3529 nt
Organism: Talpa occidentalis (Iberian mole)
Lineage: Eukaryota; Metazoa; Chordata; Mammalia; Eulipotyphla; Talpidae
Gene: SLC25A44
Product: solute carrier family 25 member 44
Exons: 4
Coding region: 212-1156 (314 amino acids)
Biological process (GO): branched-chain amino acid catabolic process; transmembrane transport
Cellular component (GO): mitochondrion
Molecular function (GO): branched-chain amino acid transmembrane transporter activity
Source: RefSeq, a predicted model, not a curated record